AUGGCUGCGCGGAAGGGGGCCGGAAGUAAAGCCGCCGGCUGUAGCUGUUGCCUUGAAGCUAUGGAGCGGGUUCUACCUAUGUUGUUGGUGCCGGUGCCCGCCGAUGCGAUCGGGCGGUUGGGAUCUCGGGCGAAGUUGCACAGAGAACAGGAGGUUCUGGGGAGUCUGACAGCUGCAGGCAGCCUUGAAGUGCUUUCCUUGGCUCCUGGAGUCCGGGACCGCGGUGGCUGCUGCCUGGACGGCCCAUUUCGGCACUUUGUGUGGGAGGAUUCUCAUAACAACAGCUCAUCAGCAGACAAGCCCAGACUUCUCGCUCUUAGUGAAAAUUAUGAACUGUUCAUAUAUGAAUUUAAUUUGAAAGAUGGAAGAUGUGAUGCAACGAUUCUGUGGACCUGUAGUGAGGAGACAUUACAAAAGCUUAUUGAAGAUCACAAUAUCAGUACUUCCAUAUUAUCUUUGAAAGUUCUGUCAUUUCAAAAUAACACAUCCUUACUAUUCAUCAACAAAUGUAUCAUCCUGCACCUUAUAUUUCCGGAAAGAGAUGCUGAAACUAGAGUACUCAACUGUUUCACAUUACCCUUACCUGCACAGGCAGUGGACAGGAUUAUUGACACACAACUCUGCAGAGGAAUUCUUUUUGUUUUGAGUAGUUUAGGCUGGAUCUAUAUUUUUGACAUUGUGGAUGGUACACAUGUAGCUCAUGUGGAUUUAGCGCUUCACGAUGAAGAUAUGUGUAAUGAUCAGCAACAGGAGACAGCCAAGAUUUCUUCCUUUACUUCACUGAAAGUGUCUCAAGAUCUAGAUGUUGCAGUUAUUGUCAGCUCUUCCAACUCUGCAGUUGCUCUUAACUUAAACUUGUAUUUCAGGCAAUACCCAGGACACCUACUACGUGAAAGAACUCUAGAAGACCUUCCUAUUGAAGUACCCAAGGGGAUAGAUGAAGAUGAUCCUACUAAUUCUGACUACAACAUGAAACUGGUCAACUUCUCCUUCCAAGUUGAUAGGUCUUGGAAAGCCCAGCUGUCAUCAUUGGAUGAAACUCUAAAGAACUCUAGACUGGAGGUUUUUAGUGGCAUUCCAUGGUUUCAGGGUAUUUUGCAUUUAGAGUCCCCUGAUUCUAGAAACAACAGUGCUACUAUGCCAGGCUGGACCUUAAUUCCCCAGGACAUAAUGCACAGCCAGUAUAAUUUUCCACAGAAAUAUGAUACCAAGGCCAGUGAUCCAGGAAGAUCAUGGAAGAUCAUGCACAUUAGUGAACAAGAGGAACCCAUCAAGCUUAAAUGUCUGUCUGUGACAGGAUUCACUGCUCUGUUUACUUGGGCAGGGGAAAGUACAGGUUGUACCAUUGUCCUUUGGGAUUUGGAGACCCAGGCCAUGCAGUGUUUUCCUCUUGACAAAAAGUGUAUUCCGGUAGACACCAGUGGAGACCAACAGCUGUGCUUUGUUUUGACAGAAAAUGGACUUUCUCUGAUUUUGUUUGGUUUGACUCAAGAGGAAUUUUUAAAUAGACUAAUGAUACAUGGAAGUGCCAGUACUGUGGACUCUCUUUGCCAUCUCAAUGGUUGGGGGAGGUGCUCAAUCCCCAUACAUGCACUAGAGGCUGGAUUAGAAAAUCGGCAGCUGGACACAGUAGAUUUCUUUUUGAAAAGUAAGGAAAAUCUUUUGAAUCCAUCCUCAAAAUCUUCUGAACCUGAAGAGUUUGAUUACUUUCCAUCCCAUUUAUAUUUAAGAAAUGUAGAAGAGCUGACACCUGCAUUGGAUUUACUUUGCUCAGCAAUUAGAGAAAGUGAUUCUGAAACCCAAAGCAAACACUUUUCUGAACAAUUGCUUAAUCUUACACUGUCCUUCCUUAACAAACAAAUAAAGGAACUUUUUAUUCACAAUAAAGAGCUAGAUGAACAUCUACAGAAAGGAGUGAACAUUUUGACCAAAUACAUUAAUGAACUUCGAACCUUCAUGAUAAAGUUUCCUUGGAAGCUAACAGAUACUGUGGAGGAACAUGAUGUAAAUGAAAAUGUCCCCAAAGUAAAGGAGAGCGAUAUGUGGGAGAAACUCAGGACUGAGGAGGUUAUUUCCAAUGCCAUUUUAAGUAACAAAAUACCAGAGGCACAAACUUUCUUCAGGAUUAACAGUCAUUCUGCCCAAAAUCUCGAGGAACUGAUUAGGAUUGGCCUAGAUUUGGUCUUUGACAAUUUAAAUAAGAACAAUAUAACAGAAGCCUCUGAGCUUUUGAAGAAUAUGGGCUUUGAUGUAAAAGAGCAACUGCUCAAGAUAUGCUUCUAUACAACUAACAAAAACAUAAGGGACUUUUUGGUUGAAAUCUUAAAAGAAAAAAAUUACUUUUCUGAAAAAGAAAACAGAAUUAUAGACAUGGUAUAUCAAGUUGAGAAGUUUUAUUCAGGACAGUUUCAAGAAAAUUUACAGAUCCAGUCCUUUCCCAGGUUUUGGAUAAAGGAAGAAGAGUUUUUCAAGCAUAAAUCUGUUUUGGACUCCUUCCUGAAGUAUGAUCAUAAAGAUAAACUUAACCAAAAGGACCACAGAAUUGUGUUAAGUUGGGCACAAUGGUGGAAUCCACAAACACAAGAAUCAAUCCUGCUUUCUAGAACAAGUCCAGAAGAAUACAAAUCAUAUUCCCCUGAAGCCCUCUGGAGAUACCUCACUGCUCGCCAUGAUUGGUUAAGCAUUGUGUUGUGGAUUGGGGAAUUUCAGACCCAGAAUAGUUAUGCUUCACUUCAGCAGAACAAGUGGCCCCCUCUAACUGUUGAUGUUAUUGAUCAUAAUACUUGCUGCAACAGCUACAUGAAGAAUGAAAUUUUAGAUAAAUUGGCCAGGAAUGGAAUUUUUCUUACAUCUGAGCUAGAAGACUUCGAACUCUUGCUCCUAAGACUGAACCGUAUUGGGGGUGUGAUGCAAGAUACUCUCCCUGUUCAAAAUUACAGGUCCAAAGAAGGUUGGGAUUUCCAUUCUCACUUCAUUUUCUAUUGUUUGGAAAAUAAUCUGCAGUAUCUUCUUUAUGUCUAUCUCAACUAUUACAAACUUAGUCCUCCAAAUUGUCCCUUUUUGGAAAAAAAAGAACUACAUGACGCUUACCCGUGGUUUGAAUUUUUAGUUCAGUGUCGACAAGUUUCCAGAAAUUUAGCAGAUCCCAAACUGAUCUUGCAGGCCAGUCUUGCAAAUGCUCAGAUUCUGAUUCCCAGCAGUCAGACCAGUGUAAGCAGUAUGCUGUUGGAAGGACAUACUCUCCUGGCUCUUGCUACCACAAUGUACGCUCCUGGGGGUGUCAGCCAGGUUGUUCAGAAUGAAGAAAAUGAGAACUGCCUCAAGAAAGUGGAUCCCCAGCUUCUGAAGAUGGCACUAACUCCUUACCCCAAGCUAAAAACUGCUCUCUUCCCACAGUACACUGCUCCUAGUGUCCUGCCACCAGAUAUUACACUCUACCACCUUAUUCAGUCAUUAUUGCCCUUUGAUCCUAGCAGAUUGUUUGGCUGGCAGCCUGCCAACACAUUAGCUAUAGGAGAUGCAGUGAGUCAUCUCCCACAUUUUUCUAGUCCUGAUCUAGUUAAUAAAUACGCUAUCAUGGAACGUCUGAAUUUUGCUUAUUAUCUGUAUCAUGGGCGGCCAUCAUUUGCAUUUGGUACUUUUCUGGUUCAAGAAUUAACCAAGAGCAAAACUCCCAAGCAACUGAUCCAGCAAGUAGGCAAUGAAGCCUAUGUUUUAGGACUCUCUUCCUUCAACAUACCUUCAAUUGGAGCUGCCUGUGUUUGUUUCUUAGAAUUGCUUGGCCUUGACAGCCUCAAGCUCAGAGUUGAUAUGAAAGUGGCAAAUACUAUUUUGGGCUACAGGUGUCAAAAUGAAGAUGUUCAAUACAGCAUUAUCAGAGAGUCUCUAGCUGAAAAACUGUCUAAACUGGCUGCAGGUGAAAAGGCAACCAUAGGAGAAUUACUUCUUCUCUUAGAAGAAAGUAUAUGGAACAGAAUUCAGCAACAGAAAAUAAAAAGGUUAUCCAGUGAAUCUAGCAAUCAAUGGACAUUAGUGGUACAGUUUUGCAGGCUCCACAACAUGAAACUGAGUACAUCUUACCUUAGAGAAUGUGCUAAAGAAAAUGAUUGGUUACAGUUCAUUACUCACUGCCAGCUUCACAGUUACCAACCAGAGGAGGUGAAAUCUCUUCUCCAGUAUUUCAGCCCUGUCCUUCAAGACCACUUAGCACUAGCUUUUGAGAACUUAUCCUCAGUGUCCAACUUCAAAAAGGACAUUGAGCAAGUCUGCAGCAAGUCUCCCUGGGAACUUCAGAGAAACAAAGAAGAGACCACUGAUUUCUUUGAAAUCCUGCUCCACUGCUCAGAGGAGCCAAACCCCUGGCGCUGGCUAUUGACUGAAGCAGUGAAACAACAGGCCUCUAUCCUUAGUGUCCUAGCCUCCUGUCUCCAGGAUGCCAGUGCUGUUCCUUGUCUCUGUGUUUGGAUCAUCACUUCUGUGGAGGACAGUGUUGCAGCUGAAGCAAUGGGACACAUUCAGGGUUCAGUGGAGGGACACCUUUGGGACCUGGAGGACCUCACAAUCAUCUAUAGAACAUUAUUAACAAGGCAGAAGAGCAAAACUCUCCUCAGAGGUUUCCAGCUUUUCUGUAAGGAUUCCCCAUUACUGUUGAUGUUAGAGAUGUAUGAACUCUGUAUGUUCUUCAAGAACUAUAAGGAAGCUGAAGCUAAAAUUCUGGAGUUCCAGAAGUGCCUUGAAACUCUAGAAACAUCAGACACAAGGGUUGACACUAUCAUCCCUACCCUGUGGCUAAAGAACCAAGUGUGUUUUCUUUUAAAGCUUAUGCUGCAGCAAUGCAGGACCCAGUAUGAGCUGGGGAAGCUUUUACAUCUGUUUGUUGGAAUACAACAUCUCUUCUCUAAUGGUCCAGAUGUGAAGAAGCUAUGUGCCCUUAGCCAAAUUUUGAAGGAUACAUCGAUAGCCAUUAAUCUUGACAUUAUUAACAGCUACAGCAUUGAGAAUUUUCAUCAUGAAUGUAGAUCUAUUUUGGAAAAAUUGGAGACAGAUGGGAAGUUUGCUUUGGCCAGGAGGGUAGCAGAAUUGGCUGAUUUACCUGUGGACAACUUGGUUAUUGAAGAGAUAACACAGGAAAUGCAGGCCUUAAAACGCAUUGACCAGUGGUCCCUAAAACAAGCAAGAAUUGAUUUCUGGAGAAAAUGCCAUGAGAAUUUUAAGAAAAAUUCCAUUUCAAGCAGAGCGGCAUCUUCCUUUUUCUCAGCCCAGGCCCUUCCGACAGGUGAGCAUCUAACUGCAGAGGAACGGAGCAGCAUUGAGGAGUGUCACCUGCUCCUCACCCUGGCAGGGCACUGGCUUUCCCAGGAGGACCAGGUGCCUGUGGACAAACUGGAAGAGCUGGAGAAACAGAUCUGGUUGUGCCGCAUCGCCCAGCACACACUUAGAGGAAAACAGGAGGCAACAGAGUUCACAUAUUCUCGACAGAUCUCAACUAGCGGUGACAUUUCCUUUGAUAGCUUAGCAAGUGAACUUUCAUUCUCCAAGUUAGCUGCUCUGAACACAUCAAAAUACUUAGAACUUAGUGACUUUCCGUCCAGAGAUACUCAUGAGAACAGACUAAAUUGGAAGGAGCAAGAGUCACUAAGCUUUUUGAUUGGGCGUCUACUGGAUGGCAACUGUGUGCAUGAAGCAAGCAGAGUGUGCCGGUAUUUUCAUUUCUACAGCCAAGAUGUUGCAUUGGUAUUGCACUGCAGAGCCCUAGCUUCGGGAGAAGCUAAUGUUAAUGACAUGCACCCAGAGAUCCAAGCUCUCUUGCAAACUGCGGAACUCCUUGAGGCAGAAGAACCACCUAGCAUUCCUCUAAGAAAAGUCCAAAGCACUUCAAGUUUGGAUAGUCAGUCCUUUGUGAUGUUGCCCCCCAGUGAUGAAGUGGUGACUCAUCUGGAAACUCUGACAAGCAAAUGCCUCCAUGGGAAGAGCUACUGCCGGCAGGUUCUCUGCCUGUAUGAACUUGCUAAGGAGUUGGGCUGUUCCUACACAGAUGUUGCCAUCCAGGAUGGGGAGGCCAUGCUCCGGACAAUCUUAGCCUCCCAGCGGCCAGACCGAUGCAAGCGAGCCAAAGCCUUUAUCACUGCCCAGAGCCUUGAGCCAGAUACAGUGGCUGACCUUGUGGCCGAAGAGGUGACACGGGAGCUGCUCACCUCAUCAGAGGGAACAGGACACAGACAGAUGUUCACUCAAGCAGAGGAAAGCCAGACAUUGCUUCAGCUGACUGCUUUGUGUCAAGACCGCACAUUAGUAGGCAUGAAGUUGUUGGAUAAGAUUUCCUCUGUUCCUCACGGGGAACUGGCUUGCACUACAGAGCUGCUGAUCCUGGCCCACCACUGCUUCACACUGACGUGCCACAUGGAGGGUAUCAUUCGAGUCCUACAGGCUGCCCGGCUGCUCACUGACAACCACUUAGCCCCUAAUGAAGAAUAUGGACUAGUGGUGCGUCUCCUCACUGGCAUCGGAAGGUACAAUGAGAUGACAUAUAUAUUUGAUUUGCUGCAUAAAAAGCACUACUUCGAAGUGCUGAUGAGGAAGAAGUUGGAUCCGAGUGGUACUCUGAAGACCGCUCUGCUGGAUUACAUCAAGCGUUGCCGCCCUGGGGACAGUGAAAAGCACAACAUGAUUGCCCUGUGCUUCAGCAUGUGCCGAGAAAUUGGGGAGAACCACGAGGCAGCUGCCUGCAUCCAAUUGAAAUUGAUUGAUUCUCAACCCUGGGAUGACAGCCUCAAGGAUGGGCACCAACUGAAGCAGCUGCUACUGAAAGCCCUGACUCUGAUGCUGGAUGCUGCAGAGAGUUAUGCCAAGGACUCCUGUGUGCGACAGGCUUUGCACUGUCACCGGCUCACUAAGUUGAUAACACUGCAGAUCCACUUUCUGAACACUGGCCAGAACACAAUGCUCAUCAAUUUGAGCCGCCACAGGCUGAUGGACUGUAUUAUGGCCCUGCCUCGGUUCUACCAGGCUUCUAUUGUGGCUGAGGCCUAUGACUUUGUUCCUGAUUGGGCCGAAAUUCUAUACCAACAAGUGAUUAUUAAGGGAGACUUUAAUUAUUUGGAAGAAUUUAAGCAGCAAAGGUUAUUAAGAUCCAAUAUAUUUGAAGAGAUUUCAAAGAAAUACAAACAACAUCAGCCUACUGACACAGUUAUGAAAAACUUGAAGAAAUUACUCACAUAUUGUGAAGACAUCUACUUAUAUUACAAGCUGGCAUAUGAACACAAAUUUUAUGACAUUGUAAAUGUGCUUCUGAAGGACCCUCAAACAGGUUGCUGUCUAAAGGACAUGCUAGCAGCUUAGCAGGAUUCAGGUAAUACAAGGUGUCACUGCCAAGAUUUCUUAGGUGCCUGUUCAACUGAAAUGAGGUACUGACAGAUGUUUAUGAUCAGAAUAGAAUAUACUAGAGCUCUUUGAACAUACCAGUUCUUAGUAGUGGGUAAAGGAUGAUAGAAUUUUCAUAGGGAAAU
Condylura cristata (star-nosed mole) is the source of this 7505-nucleotide messenger RNA. RefSeq names its product spastic paraplegia 11 (autosomal recessive) (gene SPG11). The coding region runs from base 1 to 7338 and encodes 2445 amino acids. Gene Ontology annotation, cellular component: dendrite; synapse; cytoplasm. Gene Ontology annotation, biological process: axon extension; synaptic vesicle transport; axo-dendritic transport. The record is from RefSeq and is a predicted model, not a curated record. The transcript is spliced from 40 exons. Lineage: Eukaryota; Metazoa; Chordata; Mammalia; Eulipotyphla; Talpidae.